UGUCAUUCCAAAAGAAAAUGGUGAAUGAAGAACCCAACCCCCAAUCCAACCCAUUUAUGUCUUGAAUGUAGAAACUUGAUUUGGACAAGCUCAAGAGCAUUCCAUCAGUAUCUUGAGCUCCAAAUGGAGAACACCUGGAUCCUGAGUUUUCACCUUCUCCUCCUCCUGCUCCAUCCAAAUGCAGCAAAAGGGGCCAUCAGUGUUGGUGUUGGUGUUGGUGUGGGUGUUGGUGUUGGUGUUGGCAUUGGCAUUGGCAACAGCCCAGGCCCCUCUGGCUCCACUGGAUCAAACCUGAAGAAUGCCUUCACAGCACUCCAGGCAUGGAAAUCUGCCAUCACUGAUGACCCAUUGAAGAUUUUGGAUACUUGGGUUGGUUCCAAUGUGUGUUCCUACAAAGGUGUCUUCUGUGCAAACUCUGAGGAUGAUAAUGGAAUCGUGACAACAGCAGCAACUGAGUCUUCUGUUGUUGCAGGAAUAGAUCUCAACCAUGCAAACCUCCAAGGGACUCUUGUCAAAGAGCUCUCUUUGCUCUCUGACAUCACACUUUUCCACCUCAACAGCAACAGGUUUUCUGGCUCACUUCCUGACACAUUCAGGGACCUCACUUCACUCGAAGAGUUGGACCUCAGCAACAACCAACUCUCAGGCCCUUUCCCCAUGGCCACUCUAUCCAUGCCAAACCUCAUCUACUUGGACCUCAGAUUCAACAACUUCUCUGGCCAACUUCCUGAUCAACUCUUCAACAAGAAACUUGAUGCUAUAUUCCUCAACAACAACAACUUUGGAGGUGAAAUUCCAGACAAUUUGGGAAACUCACCUGCCUCAGUGAUCAACUUGGCCAACAACAAGUUGAGCGGAAGCAUCCCUUUCAGCUUUGGCUUCAUGGGUUCAAGACUAAAGGAGAUUCUCUUCCUUAACAACCAGUUAACAGGUUGCAUUCCCCAGGGAGUAGGGAUCUUCACUGAGAUGCAAGUUUUUGAUGUCAGUUUCAACUCACUCAUGGGCCAUUUGCCUGACACAAUGAGUUGCUUGCAAGACAUAGAGGUUCUUAAUUUGGCACAUAACAAGCUUUCUGGGGAAUUAUCCGAAGUGGUAUGCUCCUUGAGAAGCCUAUUAAAUCUAACCGUUGCUUACAAUUUCUUCUCUGGGCUGAGCCAGGAAUGUUCAAGGCUAUUCAGUGUGGGGUUUGAUUUCUCGGAUAACUGUAUUCCUGGAAGGGAUAUGCAAAGACCACAACCAGAGUGCUCUAUAAUCCCUGGUGGUAGUCUAAAUUGUCUUAGAAUUCCUACUCCAAAGCCUCUUGUUUGCGCUGCAACUUUGUCUAAGCACACAAAUUCACGUUCCUCUUCUCCCUGAUGGAUUGGCGGCUACUACAGGUUCGUUGGUCGUGGAUUCGGUAUACAAGAUGUGCCUUGAUUUGAUGGUGUUAACAAACAAGAUAAUUUAUAUGUCACGUGGCAUGCUUGCUUGAUUUCAUUGCCACAAUCGGUGUACAACUACCACGGCUUUUUAAUUUAGAUUGUGUAUUCAGUAUUCUGCUUCGUUCCCCUCAUAAAUACUAUGGCAACUCCCUACUUCAUUGCUUGU
Messenger RNA from Glycine soja, 1587 nucleotides. RefSeq names its product leucine-rich repeat extensin-like protein 6. The transcript has a single exon. The coding region runs from base 25 to 1356 and encodes 443 amino acids. Gene Ontology annotation, molecular function: protein binding. Lineage: Eukaryota; Viridiplantae; Streptophyta; Magnoliopsida; Fabales; Fabaceae. The record is from RefSeq and is a predicted model, not a curated record.